Wickerhamiella sorbophila is the source of this 2103-nucleotide messenger RNA. Its product is annotated as Ribosome-releasing factor 2, mitochondrial. Gene Ontology annotation, cellular component: mitochondrion. The record is from RefSeq and is a predicted model, not a curated record. NCBI's taxonomy places the organism in Eukaryota, Fungi, Ascomycota, Dipodascomycetes, Dipodascales, Trichomonascaceae. Bases 1 to 2103 code for a protein of 700 amino acids. Gene Ontology annotation, biological process: ribosome disassembly; mitochondrial translation. The transcript has a single exon. Gene Ontology annotation, molecular function: GTPase activity; GTP binding.
AUGCUCUAUUACGCCGGGUUGACCUCCCGGUUGGGAAAUGUCGAUGCUGGAGACACAGUGACGGAUUUUUUACCGGCAGAACGGGAACGAGGAAUCACCAUCCAGUCCGCAGCGAUUACUUUUGGCUGGAACAAAGCCACAGUCAAUCUUAUAGACACUCCUGGCCACGCGGAUUUUGGGUUUGAGGUAGUGAGAUCUCUGCGUAUUUUGGACGGUGCAAUCACGGUUCUUGAUGCAGUAGCCGGCGUCGAGGCCCAGACGGAAAAAGUGUGGGCCCAGGCGAGCGAUUUGAACAUUCCAAAAAUUGUGUAUAUCAACAAAAUGGAUAGAGCGGGCGCUGGAUUUAGUCGAACGGUCAGGGAGGUGGUCUCCAAGCUCAGGACCCCAGUUGCCCUCGUGAACAUACCUUAUUUCCGUGAUCACGAGUUCAAAGGAGUCAUUGAUGUGUUUUCAAAGUCGGUCAUUCAGUGGUCCGGUGACGGCAAGCAUGUGGAAGUUUCACCUGCUUCGGAAAUUGGUCCAGACGUUGCCAAAGAGGCUCAAGCCGCCAGGGAUGCUUUGGUCGAUUCACUUUCUAUCGAUGAGGAGGUUGUUGACGCUUUCUUGGAAGCUGAAGAGGACUUUGAUGCUGUACCAAGCGACCUAUUGAAACGAGCGUUGGCAAGAUUGACUCAAAGUAAUCAAAUUGUUCCUGUGCUUUGCGGAUCAAGCUUUAGAAAUAUUGGUGUCCAGCCUUUACUGGACUCUGUGGUUGAGUAUCUUCCCCCACCCAAGAUAGAAGCAGCUCCCCAAAACACUAUGCAAGCUCUAGCCUUUAAGGUCCGCUAUGAUCCGAUCCGAGGACCGUUGGUGUACGUCCGGGUUUACACUGGGACUUUGAAAAGAGGCAGCACUGUUUUGAAUACAACUACGCAGACCAAAGAAAAGACUACAAAGCUAUUGCAGAUGCAAGCAGACCAGCCUAUCGAUAUUGCAGAGAUCCCUGCGGGGUCUAUUGGUGUGCUUGUGGGUACAAAGGACAUCAAGACGGGUGACACUUUGAUUGCCCACCCCACCAAAAAAGACGGUAUUUCUACCCUACCGCAAGACAUCAAAAAGACAAAGCUCAUGCCUAUUGAAAUCCCUGAGCCGGUGUUUGUCUCGCGAAUUACUCCGGUCAGCGUAGCAGACAUUCGAAGUAUGAAGGCUGCGUUGGACAUUUUGCUUCGUGAGGAUCCCUCGCUUAAUUUGUCGUAUGAUGACGAGACUGGUCAGUGGCUUUUGGCUGGCAUGGGUGAGUUACAUUUGGAAAUUGCUCGGGACCGCCUUGUUCAAGACCUCAAGGCCAAUGUUGAGGUAGGAGAGAUCAUGAUCACCCUGAAGGAAACCCUCGCAGGGUCUGCUAAUGGAUCAGCUAAACGCGAAUCAGACAACGGGUCGGUAUCUGCUGUUGUUGAAAUUGAACCGCUUGUCGAACAGGAGGGCUACAAACUCACGGAUUCCAACGUUUACAGCGUUCGCCAUCCCCGUCACCCCGUACUCAGCAACGAUGAAAUUGCGGCUGCAGUUGGAGUAGGAAUUACGCCGGUGCUUGCAUCGGGCGGUAAAGUUGGUCGACGCGCUCUUUUCGAGUUGAAUUUUUCUGUCAAGCUAGAUCUCGCUCCAGAGCUACAGUCGACAGAUGCCAUUUCUGCCGCCGUGCGAGAAGCCUCGCUCGAAGCUCUUGCCAGUACCCCACUAGGGCAAUUCACUCUUCUAGAGCCCGUGAUGAAAGUUGCCAUUACUGUUCCGAAAACUGAAAUGGGUACGGUCAUGACUGACCUGUCGUCAAACCGAAGAGGACACAUUCUCGGACUCGGAGACGAAUCUACUGCUUCAGACGAUAAAUUCCAGCAGAUGGCAAGCUCAAUGUACGCUCCGACUGAUCACACAAUGUAUUUGUCCAAGCACGAGGAGCAGCAAGCACAACCUGCUGUUCUUCAUGCGCAUGUUCCCCUAAGAAAAAUGGUCGGCUACUUGACCUCUUUGCGAAGCAUCACCCAAGGCCGCGGCACUAUUCAAAUGACUUUUGCCUCGUUCGAGCCGGUCGAGAGUCGCGACAUCGAUCAAGUGUUGACCCACUAG